ACACAUUGGGCUCCUGCUCACCAAUUCUCCAGGUGACUCACAGCCAUGAAGACACUUGUCCUCCUCUCUGCCCUCGUCCUGCUGGCCUUCCAGGUCCAGGCUGAUCCUAUCCAAAACACAGAUGAGGAGACUAAUACUGAGGAGCAGGCAGGGGAGGAGGACCAGGCUGUGUCUGUCUCCUUUGGAGACCCAGAAGGAUCUGCUCUUCAUGAAAAAUCGUCGAGAGAUCUGAUAUGCUAUUGUAGAAAAGGAGGCUGCAAUAGAGGAGAACAAGUUUAUGGGACCUGCUCAGGACGACUUUUGUUCUGCUGCCGCCGCCGCCACCGCCACUGAACAUGCAGAUGGCAGAGAUAUGACAACCAUCAGCUCUGAGGCUACUGAUGCUGGGGCCUGAUAACCACUUCUCAAUAAAUUGUUUGCAAUAUGC
This is a messenger RNA of Mus musculus (house mouse), 427 nucleotides long. It is a transcript of the gene Defa33, whose product is annotated as defensin, alpha, 33. The record is from RefSeq and is marked validated. The coding region runs from base 46 to 333 and encodes 95 amino acids. The transcript is spliced from 2 exons. Lineage: Eukaryota; Metazoa; Chordata; Mammalia; Rodentia; Muridae.